GUGAUCUUAAAGUCAAAGCGACUUCAGACACUCGCAGACGUGAAUAAUCUUGUAGUGAAAGACUCUUUGGAAAGGCGGACAACCAAUCCCGUCCCUGCAGUCUCUGUUUUGGAGGAAGUAGCCGCAUGUUAGCCUCCAAGCUAACACCCUGCAGCCUGUUGAACCGCUGCGACCAUCCUGACGUUCUUGUAACUGUAGUUUUCACUCUGAGACCUCUGCAAGUGAAUUCAUUGACAUCAGUACCUCCCAUGAAGACGAAUAAAUCCUACAAACUAGUGCUGCACAAGAAAGGGUUCGGCGGAAGCGAUGAUGAGUUGGUUGUCAACCCAAAGAUCUUCCCCCAGGUUAACAUAGGAGAUGUCAUCGAGAUUGCACAUCCCUCAGAUGAAUACAGCCCUCUCCUGCUACAAGUGAAGAGCCUGAAAGAAGACCUCCAGAAAGAGACCAUCAGUGUAGAUCAGACUGUAGCCCAAGCCUUCAAACUGCGUGCGUACCAGGAUGUCAUAGUCAACAUUGUUGAUCCAAAGGAUGUGACACUGGAUCUGGUGGAGCUGACAUUUAAGGACCAGUACAUCGGCAGAGGGGACAUGUGGCGAUUAAAGAAAAGCUUGGUGAGCACGUGUGCUUACGUGACUCAGAAGGUUGAAUUUGCUGGAAUCAGAGCGCAGGCCAGUGAGCUGUGGGUGAAAGGGGAGAAGGUGACCUGUGGUUACAUCAGUGAAGAGACCAGAGUGGUGUUCAGAUCCACGUCUGCCAUGGUGUACAUCUUCAUCCAGAUGAGCUGUGAGAUGUGGGACUUUGACAUCUAUGGUGAUCUCUACUUUGAGAAGGCUGUCAACGGUUUCCUCUCUGACCUUUUUGCCAAGUGGAAGGAGAAGAACUGCAGUCAUGAAGUGACCGUCGUAUUAUUCUCACGAACAUUCUACAGUGCAAAAUCUCUCGAGGAGUUUCCUGAGAUUCUGAAAGGUUCCAUAAGACAGGAUCAUGAAGGACACUUCUAUGAAGACUUCUACAGAGUUGUGGCACAGAAUGAGAGACGGGAUGAGUGGACGUCACUGCUGGUCACCAUCAAAAAGCUUUUCAUCCAGUAUCCAGUUCUGGUGCGGCUAAAGGAAGCAGAUGGUUUUCCUCUGGGUUAUAACUCCACUGCUGCUCAGGGAAACUACCUCGAAGCCAUUAACCUUUCUUUUAAUGUUUUUGACAAGCACUACAUAAACCGUAACUUUGACCGCACGGGACAGAUGUCGGUGGUCAUUACACCUGGAGUGGGAGUGUUUGAGGUUGACCGCCUGCUCAUGAUUCUCACCAAACAACGUAUGAUUGACAACGGCAUUGGUGUUGACCUGGUGUGUAUGGGAGAGCAGCCACUGCAUGCUGUCCCGUUAUUUAAGCUGCACAAUAGGACAACAACCCCGGGAGACUCUCGUGUUGGAGACGACUACAACCUUCCUCACUGGAUUAACCACAGCUUCUACACCUCAAACAGUCAAAGGUGUUGUGGCUCCUUCACCCCACGAAUCAAACUGGCUGGUCGAAAGAUUCAUGCAGAAAAGUUUAAGGGCAGCAAAGAUCACACGCUGUGUGCCCCUAAGGACUCGGACAACAGUCUGCCCAUUCAGGUGGACUAUGAUGCCUAUGAUGCUCAGGUGUUCAGACUCCCAGGUCCUUCACGGAUCCAGCGGAGCACCAUCUACAGGAUGGGGCGAGACAAAGACACAAGCGGGAGGAAGAGCAUGGGCUCUGUGGACAUCAGUGCAUCUUCUCCUGUGCGCUCGGGUGGUCUGGAGGAGCAGCGGAGCCUGGCCUCCGAUGACAGUCUGGGUCCUGUGUCCAACAUGCUGCUCAUACCACGCGCCCCUGCACUCCACUAUGAAGUCAGCAGCUCUCUGGGAUACACGAGCACCAGAGAGUUCUUGGAGAAGGUGGUGGACUCUCAGCGCGACUCCAGCGCUCCGGGCCGGUUCACCGUGGGAAGUGCAGAGUCCACGUUACACAUCCGCCCUGGAGGUUACACUCCUCAGAGAGCACUCAUAAACCCCUUCACACCAUCCAGGAUGCCCAUGAAGCUCACCUCCAACCGCAGACGAUGGAUGCACACCUUCCCUGUAGGACCUUCUGGAGAGCCGAUCCAGAUCCACCAUCAGACGAGACAGAACAUGGCGGAGCUGCAGGGCAGCCAGCAGAAGGAUCCCGCGCACACCUCUGCUGAGCUGCUGGAGCUGGCUUAUCACGAGGCCACUGGGAGGAGAACAACAUCCCGCCAAGCAGGAGAGAUUUACAGCUCCGGGAAUGCAGAGGAGUUCACUGGAAGUCCGGGCAGCAGCAGCGGCGGCGGGCCGCUGACCACUCGCAGCUCCUCCUUUCAAGAUUGUCCCACUGGUGGAUCAGAUCCAAUCCUGCUGCUGUCUGCGCCCCCGACAGUGCCCAGCUUCUGCUGCACAGUGGGGGUGGACUGGAAGUCCCUGACCACACCGGCCUGCCUCCCCCUCACCACUGACUACUUCCCCGACCGGCAGACCCUGCAGAACGACUACACAGAAGGCUGCUACGACCUGCUGCCGCACAGUGACCUCGAACGGCGAGAGGAUGAAGCUCCGGUGAUGAGCGCGUCUCAGGUGUUUGAGGAGUUCAUCUGUCAAAGGUUGAUGCAGGGAUAUCAAAUCAUCGUCCAGCCCAAUAACAGGAAGCCCCCCCCAACGGCUGCCACGCCCCUGGGCAGCAGUCCUCUUUAUACCAGGGGUUUGGUGUCCAUGCGGCGAGCGGAGGAGGAGGAAACGGUGUUCUGGCUCAGCAUGGGCCGGACCUUCCACAAAGUCUGCCUCAAAGACAAGAUCAUCACAGUGACUCGAUACCUGCCGAAGUACCCAUGCGAGUCCGCUCAGAUCCAGUACAGCUACAGCCUCUGUCCGCCACACGCCGACGCUCAGUUUAUUUCCUGUUGGGUUGAGUUUGGACAUGAGAGGCUGGAAGAAUACAAGUGGAACUACCUCGACCAGUACAUCUGCUCUGCUGGGUCGGAGGACUUCAGCCUGAUUGACUCGCUAAAGUUCUGGAGGACUCGCUUUUUGCUGCUCCCGGCUGGCGGAGCUCGGCGGGUGGCGGACGGAGAAGGGCAUUGGGAUGUAUAUGGAGAGGGAGCAGGUGCAGGAGUGGGAAGCAGCGGGGAAUGGGUCCUGCUGGAUGGAUUUAUUCGUUUCCUGGAGGGCCUCAAUAGAAUUAGAAGACGUCACCGCUCUGAUCGGAUCAUCAGGCAGAAGGGGACACCAAUGAAAAGUCUGCAAGUUAGCAGCCCUCUGUCCUCAUACCCAAGCGAGCCUGUGGCGCCUCCACAGGGAAAGAGGGGUACUUCAGCUUUAUCAGCCCUACUGGAAAUGGAGCAGAGCCAGAAGACCCUGGAGGAGCACUCCAAGCCUCCUGCAGCCCCCAGCGACGCCUCCUGCGUCUCCACGGUGCCUUCUUACAUAGACAGUCCUCGCAAAGACGCUGCCUUUAUUUUGGAUUUUAUUCGUAGCCCCCGCUCCUCCUACGUCUAUCACUCUCAGCUGCCUGCUGAAACCACUGAAGCUGCUGAAAAGCUCGGACCGUCCGGAGCAGCAGCAGCUUCAGUCCCGCCUGCAGGAGAUGCUGCAUCCAGCAGCACGGACACCAGUGGGCAAACCGCUGCAGGAACCCACUAUCUGUCGUCUUCUUCAACCUUGAUGGAGAUCCUCGAGGCCAUCAAACACCCAACGACAGGCGUGCAGCUACUCCCUGAGCAGAAGGGUCUGCCCCUCCACUGCUUCAUCAGUUCAGAGGUUGUUCAUUGGCUGGUCAACAACGUGGAGGGUGUGGCCACACAGGGGAUGGCUGUGGAUGUCAUGCAGAAAAUGCUGGACGAAGGCUUGGUGGCUCAUGCUUCAGGAGACGCCAUGCGCACCUUUGUCUAUGGUUUCUACUUCUACAGGAUCGUAGGCGAAAAGGACGGCCUGAGCGCUCAGCUCCCGGCUGCAGCGGCAGCAGGAGGAUGGUCCACUGCAGUCCUGGAAGACUUUGCUCUGUUCCAGAGGAAAUGGUUUGAGGUCGCCUUCGUGCUGGAGGAGCGGCGGCCUUCAGACCUGCCGGCUUUCCUCUUGCCCUGGCUUCCAAGUCGGCCAGCCUCCUAUGCUAGUAGGCACAGCUCCUUCAGCCGCAGCUUUGGAGGACGCAGCCAGGCCGCCGCACUGCUAGCUGCCACCGUCCCAGAGCAGAAGACAGUCACUCUGGACGUGGACGUCAAUAACCGCAGUGACCGGACCGAGUGGUGCAGCUGUUAUUACCACGGCAACUUUUCCCUGAACGCCGCCUUUGAAAUCAAGCUUCACUGGAUGGCUGUGACGGCAGCAGUGCUCUUUGAGAUGGUUCAGGGCUGGCACAGGAAAGCGGCCUCCUGUGGCUUCCUGUUGGUUCCCGUUCUGGAGGUUCCUUUUGCUCUGACCACCUACCUGUAUGGAGACCCGCUGAGAGCUCACCUCUUCAUCCCCCUUUGCAUCCAGUGCUUGCUAAAGAACAGCAGCGACAGCCUGUUUGAAGGUUUUGAGCCAGAGACAUACUGGGACAGGAUGCAGCUCUUUCAGGAGGCCAUACUUUACAGGUUUGGUUUUGUUCAAGACAAGUUUUCUGCGUCUGGCUUUAACUUCCCCUCAGAGAACAAGCCUCAGUACAUCCACGUCACAGGCACCGUGUUCCUGCAGCUGCCCUACUCCAAGAGGAAGUACUCCAGCGGGCAGCAGCGCAGGCGCAGGAACUCCACCACCUCCAACAGCCAGGGCCCUUUCGGGGGGGAGGACAGGGUGGGCUUUUACUGGGCGUACAACACCAUGCUGACCAAAGCCUGGAGGACUGGACUGCUGGGAGACGAGAGGCUGGCUGACCGCCUGCUCAGAGACUUCACCGACUUCUGUGCAAACAAGGACAAGAGGCUGCAGAGCUUCUGGGACAGCUGUCAGGAGAAAAUGAAUGCCAGCGCCCCCUAGUGGGGUUGAUGUGAACUCCACGUGGAGCAGCUCAAGUUCUGUACUUUUUGAGAGUAGUGGGUGAAAGAAGUGGGUCUGGUUUUCUUUGGAAUCUCACAGAAACACACAAAUACUUCUUUUCUGUGAGUGACAUUGUUUAACCUCCCUAAUCUAAUUUAGAGGAACCCACUGCUCAGUUUACCAGCAGACAGUCACCUGAUGCAAUCUUAAUGUUUCCCUGUGUUUACAGAUGUCAGUAUUAUCGGGUUUUGCAGCGUUUUCUUGUCGCUUUUCUUCUCUGAAAGACAAUCAGCUAUGAUUAAAGCGAGAGAAACGAAGGUUUGAUGGAAACAUCAUCCAAGCAGUGGAACAA
This is a messenger RNA of Oryzias melastigma (Indian medaka), 5343 nucleotides long. It is a transcript of the gene depdc5, whose product is annotated as DEP domain containing 5, GATOR1 subcomplex subunit. Gene Ontology annotation, biological process: intracellular signal transduction; negative regulation of TORC1 signaling; cellular response to amino acid starvation. Gene Ontology annotation, molecular function: GTPase activator activity. Lineage: Eukaryota; Metazoa; Chordata; Actinopteri; Beloniformes; Adrianichthyidae. Gene Ontology annotation, cellular component: lysosomal membrane; GATOR1 complex. The record is from RefSeq and is a predicted model, not a curated record.